AUGCAGCAAGAAGCAAGGAACACAGAAGGCCGCAAUUUGUGGCGCACUGGCUCCAAUCUACGCCACCAAGGUGUCCGAUUCGUGAGCGCAAGUAAUCCCCAGCGAGACGAAAAUAAUGAGGGAGAGGCUCGUGAAGAAGACGCCCUCCGGCCAGAAGAAAACAACAAGCAGCCGCUCAUAGGAGGGGUUGAGUCAAAGGAGGAUGCACAGGAGUUGAAAAACGAAUCAGCAACGUGCAACGCGUCAUUCUUUAUCGACCUAUCAGGCGAAAGUGCUGGACACACUGGGCUUGCAGACCCCAUUACCGCACUAUCAUUAUCUGAGCGUGACAGCUCUAGUGAAGAUGAAAUAGUGUUCCAUGGGCGGCGUAGACUUGAAGAAAGACCUCGUAUCAUUGUGGAAGGCCACGCGAUGAAGGCUGACAAAACAAAUCACCAUUCUCCAAAAGAACUCGAAUCGCCACAUGAGGCAAGGCUACCCGCACCGGACUACAGGGUAUGCCCAGUAUCCGAUGGUACAUCAACAUAUGAGCUGCCACAGAGAACUCCACCAAUAGCGGAGAGUAUCGAACAGACGAAGACCGUGAUGCCAUGCACCGAGAAAGUUACCCAGGAAGCAUCGGAAAUCGAAGAUGACGACAUUCUAGCUGACUAUAUAGCAAACAUGGCCGAACACUACUGCGCAGAUAUACAAAGCUCACUAGCUGGUGCUAUAAUGCAUGAGCCCGAGCAUGGGGCAGAGAUGCAGCCGCAGAACUACACGGCUCAUGCGGCCAUUCACGAUUCUAUUCGGCGUCCUGGCAAAGGAAAAUAUUCGCGUAGGGAUAUAUUGUCGGAAUGUAAGCGCAAAAUGAUUACGCCGUCAGAGUUAAUGCUGAAAUUAGUAGAUGACGAGAGUGGAGUGGAUGUUACCAACGGUGCAGUGUCAUUAUACCCACUCGACGAUGCUGCCUCGGCGAGCAAUCAUGUUCCACACAGUCCUCAAGCCAGCGAUUCCGACGAAGGGAAUAAUCUUGAUACUGACCUAGACGUUGAGGGACAUAGGGCCCUGGAGUGCGAAGUACAAGGACACCCCGCCAUUUCUCAACAGAACCACAAAAAUCCACAAUAUGAUAUAUUCGUCUCGGCCACUGCAUUCGCUGACGCACUGGAAAUUGACCCCUACUACGGCUUGGAUAUCAUGGAUUUCAACAGGCCAAGUCUUCGGAAAAAGCAAAGAGGAAAGCAUCGCAAUCCAGAUUUGGUCCUAUCAGAUAGUGAAUUGGAAUUGGAAUUGGAGAACGCCUGGCGGAAUGACCGAGAGAAGAAGAAGGGCCGAAAGCAGAAACGAGAGGAACUUCGCACCCAAGGUCUCCUAGGUCGUGGGGCACAUGACCCGGAUCUGAGAAGCAAAUAUACAAACGGCAUGGGUUUUAAUGAUUUGAAGAUGGAGAUACGCAUUUUCCUACUGUCGUCAAGAACCAGUUUGGCUCUUCCGCCUAUGACGAAGCAUCGUAGGAAACUGAUUCAUGAUCUAGCAAAUGCGCUGUCUUUAAAUUCACAAUCACGAGGCAAGGGGUCCUCUAGAUUUCCUAUCCUGCACAAGACUUCCCGGACUCCAAGGUACACGCAAAAGACCAUUUCCUAUAUCGACCAAAUAUUCUCAAAGGGAAGGUUCAACCACGGCGCCACCAAAUCCUGGGAUCAGAAUAUUACAAAGUCUGCUAAACCUCCUCGUGGUCGUCCUGACAGUUCUGUCUCAUACAUGGAUGGAGAUAUUGUGGGCGCAUCUGCCCCCGAGAUUGGAGCAGAAAAUAAGGGAAGAGCAAUACUGGAAAGAAUGGGUUGGAGUACAGGAACAGCCCUUGGUGCUACUAAUAAUAAGGGUAUCCUAUUACCAGUCGCGCAUGUUGUGAAAAAUUCCAAGGCUGGCCUAGGGUAG
Messenger RNA from Aspergillus oryzae RIB40, 1920 nucleotides. Its product is annotated as putative R3H and G-patch domain protein. The record is from RefSeq and is a predicted model, not a curated record. Bases 1 to 1920 code for a protein of 639 amino acids. Gene Ontology annotation, molecular function: nucleic acid binding. The transcript is spliced from 2 exons. NCBI's taxonomy places the organism in Eukaryota, Fungi, Ascomycota, Eurotiomycetes, Eurotiales, Aspergillaceae.